Ostreobium quekettii is the source of this 636-nucleotide messenger RNA. Lineage: Eukaryota; Viridiplantae; Chlorophyta; Ulvophyceae; Bryopsidales; Ostreobiaceae. The record is from the annotation of a GenBank genome assembly.
AUGUCCAAGCGCGCGGGCGGCUCGAAGGGCCGUCGCGGCGCCUCCGCCCUGCUCCGGGGAUGCGUGCACAAGGGCUGCGUCUACUUCUGGAGCUCGGUGCCCAAGAACUACCCUGAGGACUGCCCCUACUACGUCUUCAGCCAGUGGUAUCCCGCCCACUUCAUGGACCCCGAGGAUGGCCAGGCGUACUCUUCGGCCGAGCAGUACAUGAUGGCCGGGAAGGCGAAGCUAUUCGGAGACAGCGAGGCUCUGGAGAAAAUCGUGGAAACGACCCAGCCUCGCGCGGUCAAGGCCCUUGGUCGCAGCGUGAGAGGCUUCGACGAAGCGACUUGGGACCAAAACAAGUACGACAUCGUGGUGCGGGGUACGAGGCUGAAGUUUUCACAGAAUGAGGAGCUUAUGAACAUCCUGUUGUCGACGGGCGACCUGGCAAUUGCGGAGGCCGCGCCCAAUGACAGAGUGUGGGGCAUAGGUUUGGGACCAGAAAAGGCAUUGGCCACUACGUCUCGAUCUGAGUGGAGGGGAUCGAACCUCCUGGGGAAAGCCCUGGUCCAAGUUAGGGACGAGUUGAAGGAAGAAGGGCCAUCUCCUCAAAGCGAAGCGAGCAGCGCCAAGCCAUGCGGAGAUGCGGAGUGA